CGUUCGCCCGUGAACACUCAUUCGUUCGUUUAACAAAGAAAUCACUCUCUCACACAUUUCAUGGCCACGGCGGUUCCCGCCCAAACUAGCGACGGCGAUGAACGUCUCAUCUGGGACGUGAUUCUUCGCCAAACCGACUUAACUUUGAAGACUAACACCGAUCCUAACGUAUGGGCUGUUGAAAUCACCUCAACACUUCGCUCCUCCGCCGUUACUCUCCCUUCCGUCGACCUCGCUCACCGUUUAGUUUCUCAUUUAUUUUGGAACAAUCACUCUCCCACCGCUUGGAAGCUUCUACACACUGCCGCCUCACUCGACAUUAUCCCUCCUUUACUCCUCCUCGCUCUUCUCUCCACUAGGGUUGUUCCGAGGAGGGAGCAUCAUCCGAUAGCUUACAGACUUUAUAUGGAACUCGUCAAGCAAAAUGUGUUCAAGCUUGAAUCUCAUAUCUAUUAUUCCAACUAUGAAAUGAUCAUGGAAUCAAUUGAUAAUGUUCUUCAGCUUUCACAAGUAUACAACCAAAAGGUGUGUGAACCGGGAGUUGUUCUUGUUGAACUUGUCUUCUCAAUUUUAUGGCAGCUACUUGAAGCAUCUUUGGAUGAUGAAGGGCUAUUAGAUCAUGUUCCAGAAAAUAAGCCAAGAUGGCUAAUCAGAUCACAUUAUAUGGAUGUUGAUGAGCCUGACUGCAUCAAUGAAAUGAAAACUAAGCAGAAGGAGGGGUUGCAGAGGGAAAACACAACUAUGGCUAUUGAGAUCAUUGUAGAAUUAUUACAAAAUAAAAUGACAUCAAGGCUUCUUUCCUUAGUUCAUCGAAACAUGCCAUCAUACUGGGGAUCUUUCAAUCACCAAAUGCAGCUGCUUGCAUCAAAAUCUUCAAUUUUGAGGAAUUUGAAACAUAUUAAUGCAGACACCCUUGUAUCUUUGAUGGAAAAUAUCCACGGGGUUGUAUCUCAUGAAUGCAAUCCAAAAUCUAAGCGUCAGUCUAAUGUGGUCAUACCUGCUGGUUCUCAAAUAUCUUUUGCUGGUCAAUCUUAUGAGAGUAGUUGGUCUUCUCUUUGGCUUCCUAUUGAUCUUAUACUUGAAGAUGCUUUGGAUGGAGGGCAUGUAGCAGCUUUUAGUGCUAUUGAAAUCAUUACUGGUUUGGUAAAAAUUUUACACGCCAUUAAUGGCACUAUGUGGCACAAUACAUUUUUGGGUUUAUGGAUUGCAGCACUGCGGUUGGUUCAAAGGGAAAGGGAUUCAAAUGAAGGUCCUGUACCUCGUUGUGAUACUUGUAUGUGUAUGUUAUUGAGCAUAACAACCCACGUGGUCGCAAAUAUUAUUGAAGAAGAGGAAAGUGAACUGAUUGAAGAAGCUGAAUGUGGCCCUACAAAUCAAGGAAAAAAUAAACAGGUUUUGGGGAAGCGUCGCGGGGAAUUGAUUACUAGCUUACAGUUAUUGGGUGAUUUUCAGUUUUUGCUUACUCCACCUCAAGCCGUUCUCAAGGAAGCCAAUCAAGCUGCUGCCAAGGCUAUUGUGUUGGUAUCAGGAAACCCUGUGAGUAGUGGGAACUCAGAAUCAUUGAGCAUGGAUGAGUUGCCCAUGAAUUGUUCUGGCAACUUACGGCAUCUAAUUGUUGAGGCCUGUAUUGCAAGAAAUCUACUUGAUACAUCGACUUAUUUUUGGCCUGGCUAUGUGAAUGCCUGCAGCAAUCAAAUUCCUUCCAGCAUUUCUAGUCAUGUGGAUGGCUGGUCGUCAUUGAUGAAGGGGUCACAAUUAACUCCUGGAUUAGUUGAUGUCUUAGUUGCAACUCCUGCUUCCAGCUUAGCGGAGAUUGAAAAGAUAUACGAAAUUGCAAUUGAUGGUUCAGAUGAAGAGAAGCUAUCUGCUGCUACCAUUCUGUGUGGUGCAUCUCUAGUACGUGGAUGGAAUGUACAGGAACACACUAUUCUUUUUAUCACAAAGUUGCUCUCACCUAUUUGUCUGCCUAAUCACACUGGGACUGACAACCAUUUGAUCAGCCAAGCUCCAUUUCUAAAUGUCCUUCUUGUUGGAAUUUCACCUGUAGACUGUGUUCAUAUUUUCUCCCUUCAUGGUUUGGUUCCAUUACUUGCGGCAGGGCUAAUGCAAAUAUGUGAGGUUUUUGGCUCAUGCGAUCCUGAUGUCUCAUGGACUGUCGCAACAACCGGAGAAAAGAUCUCUCACCGUGAGGUGUUCUCUAACGCAUUUACUCUUUUGCUUAGAUUCUGGCGGUUUGAUCAUUUGCCCAGUGAACAAGUACGGGUCAAUGCAGCAACUCCACCACUUGGAUCGCUAUUCAGUCCUGAAUAUCUUUUAUUGGUUCGAAACUAUAAAGUAGCUUCAUUUGGAAAAUCAGCAAAGGAUAGUCUAAAGCUCAAAAGACUGCCAAAAAUUAUACCUUUUCCUAAGGAACCUGUAUUUAUGGAUUCCUUUCCAAAACUAAACUUUUGGUAUCGACAACAUCAACAAUGCAUUGCUUCGAUCCACUCUGGCCUUGUGCCUGGAGGGCCUGUUCAUCAGAUUGUUGAUGCUUUACUAUGCAUGAUGUUUAGGAAGGUAAAUGAUGGUUCUGAACCUUCGACACCUACGACCUUAGGAAGCCGCAGUUCAUCUGGAUCUGGGUCUGCAUUGGAUGAUGCUUUAAUGAAACUAAAAGUGCCUGCCUGGGAUAUCCUGGAAGCCAUUCCCUUUGUGCUGGAUGCUUCUCUGAAUGCCUGUGCUUAUGGAAGAGUCUCUACCCGUGAAUUGGCUACAGGCCUCAAAGAUUUGGCCGAUUUUAUUCCGGCAUCUUUGGUUGCCAUUGCAAGCUACUUUUCAGCUGAAGUUACAAGGGGCAUAUGGAAGCCAGCUUUCAUGAAUGGAACCGAUUGGCCUAGCCCUGCUGCAAAUUUAUCCCUCGUUGAACAACAGAUAAAGAAAAUUUUAGCAGCCACAGGUGUUGAUGUGCCAAGCCUUGCCGUAGAUGGAGACUCUCCAGCUACACUUCCUUUGCCUUUGGCAGCUUUCGUAAGCCUGUCAAUAACAUACAAACUUGAGAAAGGCAAAGAGAGAUUCCUCGUUCUGAUUGGCCCAGCUCUUAGUGCUGUUGCUUCUGGUUGUCCCUGGCCUUGUAUGCCCAUUUUGACUUCUUUAUGGAUUCAAAAGGUAAAGCGUUGGAGUGACUACUUUUUGCUCAGUGCUUCCGGAACUGUCUUCCACCACAACAAAGAUGCUGUAGUUCAGCUGCUAAAAAGUUGCUUCACAUCCACUCUUGGAGUUGGCUCUACCUGUAUGAGUAAUAAUGGUGGUGUUGGUGCCCUUCUUGGGCAUGGCCUUGCUUCCCAAGUUGCCGGUGGGAUCUCUCCGGUUGCUCCAGGGAUUCUUUACCUACGAGCGUAUCGGUCUAUUGGAGAUAUCAUGUUUUUGAACAAAGAAAUCAUGUCUAUUCUAAUGCUUUCAGUUAGAGACAUAACAAGUAGUGAGUUACAUAAAGGCAAUGCAAGGAAACAACUAAAAAAAUUCAAGUAUGGAAUGAAAUGUGGAGAGGUUUCUUUUGUCAGAUACAUGGCACGUGUCAAGCAUGCUGCUUUACUUGGGGCUUCGUUGGUUUGGAUAUCAGGUGGACAAAAGUUGGUUCAAUCUUUGAUAAGAGACACUGUUCCUUCCUGGUUUUUAUCAGCUGAUAUGUUUGAGCAGGAUGGUGGGGAAUCUGGAGCACUGGUUGCUAUGCUCAGCGGCUAUGCACUGGCAUUUUUUGUUAUGCUUAGUGUGGCAUUUGCAUGGGGUAUUGACCAUUGUUCAGUUUCACCAAAUCAACGGGCAGAGGUUAUUUGGCAGCAUUUGGAAUUCCAUACAAGCACCCUGGAGAGGAAUACAUCACUGCGUUGCCAUCAUGCUACCUGGCGAGCUUAUGUGUCAGGUUUUGUGAGCUUAUUGCUGAGUUGCACUCCAAUGUGGGUCCGGGAAGUUGAUGCGGAAUUGUUGAAGAGACUAAGCAAGGGAUUAAGACAAUUGAAUGAAGAUGAGUUGGCUCUCCAACUUUUGGAAAUUGGAGGGAUAGGUGUCAUGGGUGCGGCAGCUGAAACAAUAGUCAAAUUUGAACAUAUGUUGUAAUUCUAUCAGAACUGACAAAUACUAUACCGAUUAAUACCUUUUAGGCUUUAGCUCUAAAUGAUGUUAGUGAUCUUUAUUUUUUGAAAAAUCAGUAGUUUAUAUACCUUACAGGUGACAAUAGAAAAGUUUUGGUUUCAAAUUGGCACAACUAAAUGUUUUUCUGCCUAUUUCAGUAUAUACUUCUGAUCAAAUGGCUUUUGUACAGGCAGUAUUUUUCGGUAAUUGAGUCUCCGUCAAUAUAUUUUCCCGUAAGUAUUAUUAGUGUGAUUUAUAUUUUGUGGGUGCUAUAUGCAAACAAUUACAAAAGUAUGUGAAUAUGGUAAUGCUUAAAUGCAUGAAACUGUAUCUGGUUGAAUCCCCUUUCAUUAGUUUUCUCUUCAAUUUUGUAUGGCAUCAAUUAACAGCAUCAAGGACCAUAUCGAGCACCGCAUGAAAUUAUGGUAUCCUGUUAUGGGUGGACUUUGCAUGGGAGGGGAAUGCAUUCCUGUAAGAGAUUUGUUCAGAACAGAGUG
Messenger RNA from Trifolium pratense (red clover), 4604 nucleotides. Its product is annotated as mediator of RNA polymerase II transcription subunit 33A-like. Gene Ontology annotation, cellular component: mediator complex. The record is from RefSeq and is a predicted model, not a curated record. Gene Ontology annotation, biological process: regulation of phenylpropanoid metabolic process. The transcript has 12 exons. The coding region runs from base 61 to 4092 and encodes 1343 amino acids. NCBI's taxonomy places the organism in Eukaryota, Viridiplantae, Streptophyta, Magnoliopsida, Fabales, Fabaceae.